Molecule: messenger RNA, 1031 nt
Organism: Dunckerocampus dactyliophorus (ringed pipefish)
Lineage: Eukaryota; Metazoa; Chordata; Actinopteri; Syngnathiformes; Syngnathidae
Gene: mad2l1bp
Product: MAD2L1 binding protein
Exons: 3
Coding region: 68-949 (293 amino acids)
Biological process (GO): regulation of exit from mitosis
Cellular component (GO): nucleus
Source: RefSeq, a predicted model, not a curated record
AUGUGUGCAAGAGUGUUGGAGCUCUUCCGAAAAUAUCACAUUUAAUAAUAGUGAUAACAUCCUAAUAAUGAAACAGCCCUCCUCUCCGCCUACUAAAAACAAAGCUGAAGAAAUGGGUAAGACAACAGCAACGACGCUAACUGUUCCUGAGGAUUCAACAUGUUACGGUUACCCCGAAGAGGACGAUGGCAGCGAAACAUCCAGUCGUCAGCAUUGCAAGACAUCUGAGGGCGACGCAGAGAUGGCGAGAAGGGCAGAGGAGGAGGGCUGCGUGAAUGUGGUCUUCCCAGGAAGCGUGACCCAGGAAGGCUGCUGCCGUUUCGUCAGCGAGGUCCUCAAAUGUGUAUUAUAUCAGAGACAACAACUGCCCAUGACCUUUGACCAGCUGGUAUACUCUCAGAGGAAACAGCAAGACUCAAUAUCGGAUAAAGCUGUUGCGAGGCAAAGACAAACGUAUUUUGCUGAUUUAAAGUGGCGAAAGUGUCAGAAGACGCUACAGGACCUGGAGGAGCUGCUACAGCAGCUGGAGGUGCUGUUCUCCCUGAGCAAGGUUCCCCGGGUGCUGCUGCUCAUUGGUGGAUCCGUCGUCCUUCCCAAGGAGAUCUACGAGAUCAACAUGGAGCAGCUGGUAUUGGACAGUGGGGAUCAAUGCCUCCGGGUGUCAUCAUGCUUGAGACAUCUCUUCCGCACGCUUUUUGUUGCUGACUUCUUGUCUGACACCAGACCGGUCCAUUUAACGACAACCGCAGUAUUAGCACUGGCCCACAGGGAUUGUGGGGUAGGUUGGUUCCACCCUAAACUGCACUUUAAACUACCAACUUGCGUAAAAAACAAAAUCAUUGCACUUUCAAGUGAUCCAUGCAGCUGCAAGAACACGAAGACAGACACGGACUGUCAGGAAUAUGUUUGGUUUCAAGCACCCACUGCCAUCAAAGGCUUUUGUCUCUGAAAUGUAUUCUGUAUGCUGCUUUUUAAAUUGGACGCCUUUAGAAUAUCUAUUUUAAGACUUGAUGUAUGUACACAGUAUGUAU